This is a messenger RNA of Aspergillus japonicus CBS 114.51, 1233 nucleotides long. RefSeq names its product alpha/beta hydrolase. Bases 335 to 1123 code for a protein of 262 amino acids. The record is from RefSeq and is a predicted model, not a curated record. Lineage: Eukaryota; Fungi; Ascomycota; Eurotiomycetes; Eurotiales; Aspergillaceae. The transcript has 2 exons.
ACUUGGAAGAGUAAGAGGACCUGAGUAGGUAAGCCCUAAGUUAGUUCACGUUAGUCUCGUGGUCCGUUUCUUUGUCAGUACGUGUGUAUGUAGGAACUAGCGUCCAAACUACUACUACGGCCAAGUGUUGCCCCAUAAUCACACCAUUCGCGCACCGUUUCUCUACUGAUCCUUGUCCGCCAUAUUAAAGCCAACCACCCAGCGAGGCAAUAAGUUAGCAAGCACAUAACUGAAUUCUAUACUAACCACCCUCAAUCCUCCUUCCCGAUUCCUCCCUUACUUUCCUUUCUUUCCCACGAAAGCCAAAACCCAUCGUCCCAUCUAUCCCACCACAAUGACCACCACCACCACCACCAGCCCCACCAUUGUUCUCGUCCACGGGGCCUGGCACACCCCGGCCAACUAUGCCCCUUUCAUCACCGACCUCGAAUCGCGGGGCUUUAUCGUCCACUGCCCCCACCUGCCCAGCUGCACCAAUACCUCCCCACCACCGGCCACCUACCAAGACGACGUGACCACCGUCCGCAACCUGGUCACGGGCCUCGUCAACAACGGCGAGCGCGUCCUGAUGAUCCUGCACUCCUACGGCGGGGCCAUCGGCACCGACGCCGUCCAGGGACUGGACCUGCCGACCCGCGCCGCCCAAAACCUCCCAGGGGGCAUCAUCCACCUCCUCUACCUCUGCGCCUACAUCCAGCUGCCCGGCCGCACCGUGUGGGACGUGAUCGCCGAGGCGGGGAUGACGGGGUUCUGGCCGCAGUUCGUGCAGGACCACGCGGACGGAUCCACUUUCCCCGUGGACCCCGUCCAGCUCUUCCUGGGGGACUGCGAUGCGGAGCAGAUUGCGGCGGCGCGGCCGCAUCUCGUGCGCAGUCCGUUGAGUGCCUUCCAUACCCCGGGUUCCGGGGAUGCGUGGCGGAGACUGCCGGUCACGUAUGUCACGACAACUAAAGAUUAUUCGGUGCCCCGCGUGUACCAGGACAUUAUGCUGAAGCAUGUCGCGGCGCAAGGGGUGGAGGUGAGGGUGGUGGAGGUGGAUACCGCGCACAGUGUGUUUCUGUCCCGACGCGACGACGUGAUGAGGGUGGUGGACGAAGCGGUGCGGGAUGAGCGGAAUCCUUGAAUUUAAAGGUGUUUGAUCGCAGUUUCUGUUUGUGUCAGGGUGCGGGUUAGAUUGAACUGAGGAUUUAUAUAGAUAUCAAUGCUAGACGCUCUACAGCGGAACGAAAUCAA